Orussus abietinus is the source of this 10435-nucleotide messenger RNA. It is a transcript of the gene rhea, whose product is annotated as talin-1. Bases 267 to 8879 code for a protein of 2870 amino acids. Gene Ontology annotation, biological process: cell-cell adhesion. The record is from RefSeq and is a predicted model, not a curated record. The transcript is spliced from 20 exons. NCBI's taxonomy places the organism in Eukaryota, Metazoa, Arthropoda, Insecta, Hymenoptera, Orussidae. Gene Ontology annotation, cellular component: ruffle; plasma membrane; focal adhesion. Gene Ontology annotation, molecular function: actin filament binding; structural constituent of cytoskeleton; integrin binding.
GUGCGGAGUGGCGAGGACAGUGGAACGUGUGGAUCGUGAGGGUGCGCCGGUGCACGAAAAGUGACGUUUUGGACCAUCCUCGAGGCGUCCGCGGUGAGCCCGAGGACUCGUUCGCACCUAUGGACACUCCGCGAGAAGGCGUGAAGUGAUAACGCGAAAGGAUUUAACGAACGAAUUUACGCUUACCUAGAGGAGGAGAAACGACACGACUCGAGUCGAGCUACUCGAGAGAUCUUUGCUGCCCCUGACUAUCGUUCCUCGUUAUCAUGGCUACCUUGUCUCUGCGAAUCUCCAUCCCGGAGAAAAACGCCACGAAGAUGAUGCAGUUCGACCCGAGCACGUCUGUCUACGAUGCCUGUCGUAUCAUCAGGGAAAAACUCGCCGAAGCGAGCAAUAUGGGACAACCAAAGGAUUACGGACUCUUCUUGUCCGACGAGGACGCGAAGAAAGGCGUCUGGCUGGAGCCAGGACGAAACCUCGACUACUACAUCCUGAGGAACGGCGAUCUCCUGGAAUAUAGGAGGAAACUGAGGACUCUCCGAGUCAGGAUGCUCGACGGCACCUUGAAGACGUUGCUGGUCGACGACAGCCAACCGGUGGCGAAUCUCAUGGUAGUGAUCUGCACGAAAAUCGGAAUCACGAAUCACGACGAGUACUCCCUGGUGCGCGAGCUCGUCGACGAGGAGACCGAAAAUCAAAAGCCUGCCAAUUUUGGCACGCUCACUCUCAAGAGGAAGAAGGAGGAGAAGGUCGAGAGGGACGCGAAGAUGGACCAGCUGAGGAAGAAACUGAAGACGGACGACGAAGUUAACUGGAUCGAUCCCAGCAAGACGCUUCGCGAACAGGGCAUUGACGAGUCCGAAACCGUUUUGCUUCGUCGGAAAUUCUUCUUCUCCGAUCAGAAUAUCGACAGUAGAGAUCCUGUACAGCUCUCGCUCCUCUACGUCCAGGCUAGGGACGCGAUCCUGGACGGCACGCAUCCUGUCACCCAGGAGAAGGCUUGCACCUUCGCCGGGAUUCAAUGCCAGAUUCAGUUCGGCGACCACAAGGAGGACAAACACAAACCCGGGUUCCUGGAUCUGAAGGAGUUCCUGCCGCAGUCCUACGUCAAGGUGAAGGGCAUCGAGAAGAAGGUCUUCGCCGAGCAUAAAAAGCACGUCGGCCUUUCCGAAUUGGACGCGAAAGUCCUCUACACGAAGACGGCGAGAUCCCUGAGCACUUACGGGGUCACCUUCUUCCUGGUGAAGGAGAAGAUGAAGGGGAAGAACAAGCUCGUGCCGCGACUCCUUGGCGUCACUAAGGACUCCGUCCUGCGACUCGACGAGAAGACGAAGGAGAUCCUGAAGACCUGGCCCCUGACGACGGUCAGAAGGUGGGGAGCCUCGCCGAAUACCUUCACCCUCGACUUCGGGGAUUACUCCGAUCAGUACUACAGCGUGCAGACGACGGAGGCGGAGCAGAUCCUUCAGCUUAUCGCCGGAUACAUCGACAUCAUCCUGAAGAAGCAGAAGGCGAAGGACCACUUCGGCAUCGAGGGCGACGAAGGCUCGACCAUGGUCGAAGACAGCGUCUCUCCUUUGAAGGCGACCAUCAUGCAACACGAGACCAGCAACGUUGGCAAAGGAAACGUGGAAGCCGUUUCUGUCGCGAUUCCUGCUGUCAUGCGAGUCGGAGGAGAUGGGGCUCGGCCGUAUGGAACUGGGCACAUGGCAGGAGCACAAUAUACAACCAUCAGUGGACAAGUCAACAUCGCCCAUGCUCCUCCAAUGGUGCAGCAGACCAAGGUGACGUCGGUGAUGUCGGAGCCGCAGCGAGCGUUGUUAUCGACAAUCACGGCCGGCCACGAGGUGAUCCAGACAGCGGAGGUGGAGCUGACGACGAAGGUGCAGCUCCCGGAGCUGGGCUCCGACCCGGCAUCCUUGAAGUGGAUCGAGCAGACCAUCGACACGCACAAGCAGAGCGUGGGGUCGCAAAUAGCUGCCAUGAACGCGGCAACGGCUCAGGUGGUGACCCUGACUUCCGGACCUGCCGACGACGUGGACCACACCGCGGUCGGGGCAGCCAUCACGACCAUCGCCACCAACCUGCCGGAGAUGACGAAGGGGGUCAGGAUGAUUGCCGCUCUAAUGGAGGACGAGAACUCCGGGGACAGACUCCUGGACGCCGCCAGGAAACUCUGCUCCGCGUUCUCGGACCUCCUCAAGGCCACCGAGCCGGAGACCAAGGAGCCGAGGCAGAACCUGCUGAACGCAGCGUCGAGGGUGGGUGAGGCAUCGCACCAGGUGCUGACCACCAUCGGCGAGGAGAACGAUUCCAGUCGCGAGCUCCAGGACAUGCUGCUGGCCCUGGCCAAGGCAGUCGGGAACACGACGGCCGCCCUCGUCCUUAAGGCGAAGAACAUCGCGGCGACUUGCGAGGACUCCGACACCCAGAAUCGGGUCAUCUCCGCGGCGACCCAGUGCGCCCUGGCGACGUCCCAGCUGGUGGCGUGUGCCAAGGUCGUGGCCCCGACCCUGCACUCUCCGGCUUGCCAGACUCAGCUGAUGAACGCCGUCAGGGAGGUCACCAGGGCGGUGGAGGCGCUCGUCCAGACCUGCAACGAGGUCUGCGGGGACGAGAACCUGCUGAAGGAGCUGGGCGCCGCCGCGGCCGAGGUCAGCAGGACCCUGAACGACUUGCUGAACCACAUCAGGACCGCCACCAGGGCGGAGCGCGCCAAGGAGACCGUGCAAGAGGGUGCCGUCGAGACCAUCCUCGUCGCGACCGACAAGCUCUUCGCCAGCACCGGGGAUGCCGGCGAGAUGGUCCGCCAGGCUAGGGUCGUCGGCCAGGCCACGGCUCAGCUGAUUCAGAACAUCAAGGGCGAAGCUGAGAGGCAAACGGACACGGAACAGCAGCGCCGCCUGCUGGCGGCGGCGAAGAUGUUAGCGGACGCGACUGCGAAAAUGGUGGAGGCCGCUCGUCAAUGCGCCAGCAGUCCCCACGAUGCACGUAUGCAAGAUCAGCUUCGACAAGCAGCCGAAGAGCUGCGAGCAGCUACGACGGUUGCGGCUACUCCAGCACUCAGGAGAAAAUUAAUCGGCAGAUUAGAGGUCUGCGCGAAACAGGCAGCAUCGACGGCUACGCAGUGCAUAGCGGCAUCUUCAGGAACCGGGCAGCACAAUGCGAACCCUCAGAGCCAGGAAGAGCUGAAUGCGGAAUGUCGGGCGAUGGGGCAGCGAAUUCCGCAGCUGGUGGCAGGGGUCAAAGGUACCCUGGCCCACCCUGACGACGCUGCGGCUCAGCUGAGCCUGAUAAACGCCUCGGAGCAGUUCCUGCAACCGGGGAGUUCGGUCGUCAAGGCCGCCAGGGCGGUCUUGCCAACGGUUACCGAUCAGGCUUCGGCGAUGCAGCUCAAUGAGAGCUCCCAGCAGCUGGGGUCGUGUCUAGCCGACCUCCGGUCGGCCGUCACCAGGGCUAGAGAGGCCUGCGGAGGACUCGAGCUGGACGUUGCCGAAGAGCUGAUAGACAGUCUCAGGGAUGAGUUGAGGGAGUUCCAUAGGGCGGUGGAGGCGGCUACCCUGAAGCCGCUCCCAGGGGAGACGAUCGAGUCCACCGCUCUCAGGGUGGGGUCGACCUCGAAGAGCGUCGGCUUCGCCAUGGCGCAGCUCUUGUCCGCUGCCAGGCAGGGGAACGAGAAUUAUACGGGAAGUGCCGCCAGAGAGACCGCUUCUGCCUUGAAGGAUCUUACCUCUGCCGUGCGUGGAGUCGCCGCCACCUCGAAGACCUCCCCAGACACCCAGAAGAAGGUCUUGGCCACUGCCGAAGAGGUCAUCCUCAGGUCGGUCAGGCUGGUUAAGGAGGCUAGGAGAGCUCUGGAGAACCCGGAUCAUCCUGGAAACGAGGCCAACCUCGCCGCUGUUGCUAGGGAUGUCUCGGUCUCCCUUGACAGAUGCGUCUCCUGUCUUCCUGGGCAGAAGGACGUCGACGAUGCCAUCAGGAGCAUCGAUGACAUGAGCCAGGUCCUCGCCAACAACGAGUUCCCGCAGACGAACAAGAGCUUCGGGCAACUUCAGCACGACCUUGGGGACGCUGCCGCACAUCUGAACGACGCCUCCUCCAACGUGGUUACCUCGGUCCGAUCUCCGGUCCAACUUGCGAGCUCAUCCAAACAGCUGACCGACGCCUUUGGUAACCUCCUGGGGGUCGGCAUGGAAAUGGCCGGUCAGACCUCGGUGGAGACGACGAGGACCCAGAUGGUGGUGUCCCUGAAGAACGUUAGCAUGACCUCCAGCAAGCUCUUGGUCACUGCCAAGUCGGUCGCUGCCGAUCCCAACGCCCCCAACGCGAAGAAUCAGCUUUCCGCCGCGGCUCGUGCCGUCACCGACUCCAUCAACUACCUCAUCGACGUCUGCACGUCCGCGGCACCUGGACAGAACGAGUGCGACAACGCCAUCAGGAACAUCCAGUCCAUGAGGUCGCUGCUAGAGAACCCCAGCGAGCCCGUCUCCGACGCUUCUUAUUUCGAAUGUCUCGACACGGUCAUGGAGAAGAGCAUGAGCCUAGGGGAUGGCAUGACCGGGAUCGCCAACCAUGCCAAAAGGUCCGAGCACGAGCAGUUCUCAGUGGCUGUUAGAGGCGUCUCUUCGUCUAUCUGUGGACUCGUCGAGGCUGCUGCACAGGCGGCUUACCUGGCCGGAGUCAGCGAGCCAAGCUCGGUUGCUGGGAAGCCAGGUCUAGUGGACCAAGCCCAGUUCCUUCGAGCGGCGCAAGCCAUCCACGCAGGUUGCCAGAGCCUGGGGAACCCGACGAGCACCCAGCAGCAGGUCCUCUCGGCAGCGACGAGCAUAGCCAAGCACACGAGCGCCCUCUGCAACGCUUGCAGACUAGCAUCCAGCAAGACCAGCAACCCGGUAGCGAAAAGGCACUUCGUGCAAUCAGCGAAGGACGUGGCAAACUCGACGGCGAGCCUCGUCAAGGAGAUAAAAGCCCUGGACCAGGACUACUCGCCGACGAACCGAGAGCGCUGCGCCGAGGCGACGAAGCCCCUUCUGCACGCGGUCGACGACCUCUGCACCUUCGCCUGUUCCCCGGAGUUCACGAGCCAGCCCGCGAAGAUCUCAUUAACGGCAAGAGCUGCCCAGGAACCGAUCCUGGCGGCAGGAAGAGCGAUCAUAGACGGGUCCUGCGCGAUGGUGCAGGCGGCAAAAAGCCUGGCCGUCAGUCCCAAGGACCCUCCGACCUGGCAGCUCCUGGCGAACCACAGCAAAAGCGUCAGCGACUCCAUCAAGGCCUUGGUGGCCUCCAUCAGGGACAAAGCCCCGGGUCAGAAGGAGUGCGACGAGGCCAUAGAGAAGCUGUCCGCCAGGAUCAGGGAGCUGGACUCGGCGUCCUUGGCCGCGGUCUCGCAGGCUCUCCUCCCUAGGAGAGAGAACACCAUCCAAGGGUUCACCGACCAGAUGGAGAGCAGCGCCAACGAGCUCAGAGAGAAGCUGGAGCCCCUGAGGACCGCUGCGAAAUAUGAAGCCGAACAUGUCGGUCAUGCCGUUAACCAGGUCGCUCAAUAUUGCGCGCCGUUGGUUUCCGGAGCCGUUGGAGCGGCCUCCAACAUGGUGCACUCCAAGCAGCAGAUGAUCCUCCUGGACCAGACCAAGACCGUUGCAGAAUCCGCUCUUCAGCUUGUCUAUGUCACCAAGGAGAGCGCUGGCAAUCCUAAGGCGGUUAAUCUUCAUGCCGAGGUCGACGAGAUGGUCGAGUCUACCAGGGAUGCUCUUCAGGAACUCCAGAACACCCUGGAGAGCAUUUCCACCUCCAGUGGCAUCGUUACCGGGCUGAUUGAUACCAUAUCUAGGGCUAUGGUGAGGCUGGAAGACAGAAGGAGCUCCACUAUCGACACCGUGGACUCCUACGUUGAUUAUCAGACCAGGAUGGUCGAGGCUGCCAAGGAGAUCGCUAGGCUUGCUCAGGAGAUGUCGACGAAGUCCAGCACCGACGUCGGGAGGCUGGGGCCUUUGGCGGUGGACAUUUCGCAUAAAUACACACAAUUGGCGAGAGACGCAUGCGGUGCUUCCGCUGCCGCCUCCAAUGCUGACGUCUCUUCAAGGUUGCGCUCCGGGGUCCAGGAACUGGGUCGAGUUUGCGUUGACAUCGUGCGGUCUGCCGGCACCUGCCAAAUGUCACCCGGGGAUGCGUAUGCUCAGAGAGAGGUCGCGGAGAACAGCAGGGCCGUCACCGAGAAGGUGUCCCAGGUGUUGGCUGCUCUUCAGGCUGGGUCCAGAGGAACCCAGGCGUGCAUCAAUGCCGCCAGCACCGUCUCGGGCAUAAUCGGCGACCUGGACACGACCAUCAUGUUCGCCACUGCUGGUACCCUGCACGCCGAGAACGAGGACGACACCUUCGCUGACCACAGGGAGAACAUCCUGAAGACCGCCAAGGCACUCGUCGAGGACACCAAGACCCUGGUUGCUGGGGCGGCAUCCUCUCAGGAACAACUCGCAGUUGCUGCUCAAAAUGCGGUGUCGACGAUCGUCCAGCUGGCGGAGGUCGUCAAAUAUGGAGCUGCAAGUCUCGGCAGCCACAACCCUGAAGCGCAGGUGAUGCUGAUCAACGCCGUGAAAGACGUGGCCUCGGCCCUGGGUGACCUGAUCCAUGCAACGAAAGCUGCAAGUGGAAAGCCCAUCAACGACCCCAGCAUGGCGCACCUGAAGGACUCCGCCAAGGUGAUGGUGACCAACGUGACGUCGUUGCUGAAGACCGUCAAGGCCGUGGAGGAUGAACAUGCCCGAGGUACCAGGGCCCUGGAGUCGACCAUCGAAGCCAUCGGCCAGGAAAUCCGGGGUUUGAGCUCCGCCGAGAACCAGCGGGCCAACGUCACCCCGGAGGACCUCGUGCGGUGCACGAAGAGCAUCACCACGGCCACCGCCAAGGCCGUUGCUGCCGGGAACAGCUGCAAACAGGACGACAUCAUCGCCGCCGCCAACAUGGGCAGGAAGGCCAUCAGCGACAUGCUCACCAUCUGCAAGGGCGCCGCCCACGCAUGUGCGGAGACCGAGGAACUCAGGGUCAGGACCCUGCAAGCUGGACACGACGUCGCCCUCAACUAUAGGGAACUCCUCCAGGCCAUUUUGCAGAUCGCCUCCAGACCUGGCGGUGACCUGGCCAAGCACACCUUGCCUCCUAUCUCCAGGAAAAUAGCUCAGAGCGUCACCGAGCUCGUCGCCGUCGCCGAGUUGCUGAAGGGCACCGAUUGGGUUGACCCUGACGACCCCACCGUCAUUGCUGAGAACGAACUCCUAGGAGCUGCUGCUAGCAUCGAUGCUGCUGCCAAGAAGCUGGCUAGCUUGAGACCUAGGAGGAGCGUCCAGGAAACGACGGAGGACAUGAACUUCGACGAGAUGAUCCUGGAGGCCGCAAAGUCCAUCGCCGCGGCGACUUCUGCACUCAUCAAGGCGGCGAGUGCCGCACAGAGGGAGUUGAUAGCCACGGGGAAGGUGUCGAGGACUCCAUUGACGAGCUCCGACGACGGCCAGUGGUCGGAAGGUCUGAUCUCCGCGGCUAGGAUGGUGGCGGCAGCGACUCACAGCCUGGUGGAGUCUGCAAACGCCCUGGUCCAGGGGGUCAGCUCCGAGGAGAAGCUGAUAUCCAGCGCGAAACAGGUCGCCAGCAGCACGGCCCAACUCCUGGUGGCAUGCAAGGUCAAGGCCGACCCCGACAGCGAGAGCACCAAGAGGCUCCAAGCCGCGGGUAACGCCGUCAAGAGGGCCACCGACAACCUGGUCAGGGCUGCCCAACAAGCCAUCCAGCAGGAAGAGGACAGGUCCUUGAUCCUGAACCGAAGGAUGGUCGGCGGAAUCGCCCAGGAGAUCAACGCCAGGUCGGAGGUGCUGCGCAUCGAGCGAGAACUCGAAGAGGCCAGGGGAAGACUGACGGCGAUUCGCCAAGCCAAGUACAAGAAUCGACCCGACGCCUCCUUUUUAUCAGACACUGAUAACGACGCCGACCAGAGUGGAUACGAGAGCUACGGCACCGUCAACACUUCCGUCACCGGGGCUAGGUCUCCCGUUAGGGGUGCGGGUCAGGUCCAGGUCGACAACUACCAGGAUAGGAGCGAAAGACUCGUCAGUCCUGAGAAGGUCUACUCCACGCAGAGCACCCUGGAGAAGAGGAUGAAGGACGACAGGUAUCGCUACAACGCGGUGGAACAUCAAUAUGGCUCCCUUGAUGGCAGGAGGUGCGUCCAGGACGAGGAAAAGCCGUACGUUCCUGGGGAGAGGUCCGUGGCUUUCCGGACCGAGGACUCGUGUCCUGGACAGUACAGCUCCAUCGAGAGGAAGAUCAACCGAGAGAGCUACGAGGGCCACUACGGGGGACCAGGACUUCAGGACUCCGAGUACCCUCCUCAGGAUCAGCUCUCGGGGCCCAACGAUUAUUACUCCGAGGAGAGGGGUUUCGAGCAGCAGAGAUACUCCCCGAAGGACCAGGACCAGGUCAGGGUGUCCUUGCCGAGUCCUGCUCUGAGCACUUUCAGGUCAGACCCCAAGCCCGGCGACCUAAGGAGAACGGCGUCUCCUGGGAUUCCGCAGACCCAGACCUCGAAAAAUGUCGAGACCAAGGUCACACCCACGGGGAGGGUCGAGACCAUCACCACCAGGGUUUACACCUCGACCCCCCUCGGCAAGUCCAACUCCAACUUCGAGUCCUCCUCCGAGGAGACCAAGGAGUUCAGCUCUUCGGGGUGCAACGACCUCUCCACCUUCAGGGCGCUGGACAACGAGACCCUCGAACAGAGGAUGCUGAAGCAGUCCAUGAUGCAGAAAGUCACCGAGAAGAAGACCAUCACCACCACCACGACCAGUCGCCAGGAGUCCAACACCAAGACCUUCCGCUACGAGGAGAAAUGAGAGGAUUGGAGACCCUGAAGAGAUACGCACAGGACCUUACUUACUGAUAACACCUUAAGUUCGAACGCGAUUCUAGAGAGUAGGAUAUUCCUUAUUUGUAAGUGUCCUUAGGUAGGAACCGCGACACCUGUUCAGUUGCAACUGCAGCUGGUCCAGCUCUUCCUGCACUGCCAAGGUCGGACUUUUUCUUUGCUUUUAGCGUCGAGGUCGAUUUAAGGUUGGCCGUUGUAUUGUAUAAAUAAGUGCCUGAAAAUUUCCGACCAACUGCAGUUGCAACGAGUUGAGGUGUUCACGUGCUCGAGGUGUCGUCGAGGGAUUUUUGGUAUCCGCAAGUGACCUAUUGCGACGCCUAGAAGAGUCCAUUCUUCAGCUUGGGGUGUUGUCAAUUCGAGAAUCCCUCAUUUAUAAUCCCUAAUAUUCUCUCCGUAACAAUUGACCUCUCGGCGACACUUCGAAGCCGCGAAGACGCUCUUCGGCUUCCCGGUCUCGCGCUACCGGAAACGAAAUUGCCUUUUCCACGACGUCCUUACAAGCUAGCUCGUCCUGCCACUCGCGAGCCCUUAAUGCGUAUUAAGCCUUAAUUAUUUAACGUUAAGUUGAGACCGAUUAACAAGAGAAGCAACAUAUCAUUUGACUGUAUUCAUUUCCAGAAGAGCCGCGCGCGUUAAUUCCGCGGCACGUUCUCUAUACCUUCCGACGCCAUUUUCUUUUUCUUCGUCCGGAUCGCCUCAAGCUCAAUCGAGGUCGCUUAACGAUCCUCUAAUUAAUGCCACGUAAUUACCAGAUACACUGUUAAGAAAGGAUUAAAAAAACCCAGUCGAUAAACGCGCGACGGGAUGAGAAAUCAAUUAUCUCGCCUUUUUAAGAAACAUUUAAUCGUGCCUUUUGAUCCGGAUCGAGCUUCUUCUCUUUCUCUACGCGCUUUCUUUAUUUCUCUUAUAUAUAUAUAUAUCUCGUUUACUUAAACGGUUAUCUAUAUUUUUAUCUCUUACGAAACGCAGCGAGGAGGCCCCUCGCGCUUCUACGCUUUCGUAGAGCCUUAGAUAACUAAUAUGAAAUAACCAUUACCAAAAAUCUCACGCUUUACUAAUAACGAAUCUCUUCGUUAGUCGUUGAGAAAUACGGAGUGGGUGGAAGCGAGGAUAAUUAACGAAGAUAUGAGAUUUCUCGAGGAAAGCCUGACUGAGCGGAAAUGCGAGCCAGGGUGCCAUUAGUUCUCGAUGGGGUUUAUUCUAGUAAAUAAUUGUAUAUGCGCCUAGUUUAAUACAUUACUACUGGAUAUUUAUAUAUGUACGCGUACACAAGACACAUAACAAUGUAUAUGUUAUAACGCGGCUUUGUGUAACGUUAAUCGUUAACCUCGGAUUUAACGAAUUGGAGGCCCUUAACGCUGGAAUGUUAGAAGCCUACUCGCCUCGUGAUUAAUGGUAUUUUUUAAGCCGACUUUUAUUGCUAAUUAUACGUAUAGAGAUUUAUAUUAUACAUUUACAAGUCGAGCUGUUAUAUUCGACGUUUAUUCGGCGCGACGGCCGGAACAAUAAAGAAUUUCUAACAGG